Messenger RNA from Leptosia nina, 1347 nucleotides. The record is from the annotation of a GenBank genome assembly. Lineage: Eukaryota; Metazoa; Arthropoda; Insecta; Lepidoptera; Pieridae.
AUGGGCGAUCGUCUUCUUCGCCCAGCUCGUUGCCCCAGCGAAGUGUGGGCCCUCAUGAGGCAAUGCUGGCAGAGCGAGCCGUUGAGACCGCAAGAGAUCAUGCGAGAUAUGAACCAUAUGCUACAUAGAGAGUACGUCCCAAUACACGAAUAUGAGGAACCGAAGAUUUCUCUCGACCACCUGGAACAUGCUGAUACUGUUUCGAGUGACAGAUUUAUCCCAAGCGAAUUGAGUGACGCCGGCAGCAAUAAGUCUCUCAUAUCAGUUGACAGCAGUGCACCAUCGAUGAAUGGUACCAUGUCGGAUCAUUAUGAUAAUAUGUUUGGUGACAACAAGAGCGCAAACUCCUUCGAGCACAACAUGAACGCGUUAGCUUACGCACUGCGCAACGAAACGCUGUCUUGCGGCCGAAGCAGCCGGAGCAGCGUGUUGGGAGUGGGUCUCGGCCUGGGUUUGGAGACGGCUGAUGAAUUCGCAUGCUCAGCACCACGGCUCAUGGAGUCUAUUGUGUCACAGGGGAAGACCUACCUCGUCACCAUCACUAAGAAGAUUGGUAGUGGUAACUACGGUCAUGUAUUCAAAGGGUGGAUGGAACGCGACAAUCAAGAAUCUCAAAGGAAGGAAGUGGCUGUCAAGAAGUUGACGCGUCAGGAGUCGGAGAGAAAUGGCAGUUUAUACGAAGAUUUCAAGAACGAGUUGGAGAUUAUGAAGUCGUUGCAACACAUAAACAUUGUGGAGAUCCUGGGUUACUCCUGGGACCACGGGUCUGAUGUGCUGAUCGUUAUGGAGUAUUUGGAAGAGGGCUCGCUCAACUACUACCUCAAGUUCCAGGGGGAUAAGUUACGCCUGUCCCACCUUCUUAAGUAUUGCAAGGAUAUUGCCACUGGUAUGGACCAUGUUUCCGCAAAGAACGUCGUACACCGUGACCUCGCAACACGCAACAUUCUGGUGGUGAACAAAUACCAUGUUAAGAUCUCCGAUUUUGGCUUAGCACGGAUCAUACCAAAGGAGGAGAAUGCUUACAGAAUAAAGACUGAAAGAUUACUGCCUAUUAAUUGGUAUGCGCCGGAGUCGGCUGUGGAGCCGUGGCAUUUUUCUACUAAGAGUGACGUCUGGUCGUACGGAGUGACGGCUUGGGAAAUAUUAACUCGCGCACGACUUGAAGUCCCCAAGUUUGACGUGGAACGACCGAGAGAAAGAGCUUCCUGUUUCCAAAUACCGGAUGGGUGUCCGUCAGAAAUAUUCCGUCACCUCAUGAAAGACUGCUGGGCGUUGGACCCCAACAUGAGGCCCAAGUUCAUUGACCUCGUGCACAUGUGCAAGCGAUUUAUGGACGAAUACAAUUGA